UUUUCUUCUUCUUAGUCUGAUUACAACUUCACCUGAUCGUGUCAAAUCACUUCUUGCUAAUGAUCUAUCUCAAUUCGCUCGUAGAUGCUGUACAACAGUUCAUGAACAAUGGUCUAAUAUUUUUCAUCCAAAUCAAGAACAAACAUCUCGAAAAAAACAUUUUUUUGACACAAAACAAAUAUCUCGUAAUAAUAAUGCAUUCAAUGCUGCACUAAUGUGUGGAAUGCCUUUUCGUCAAGCUUCCAAGAUUGGAACUGAUGAAUUUUGGACUGAUAAAUGUGAUAAUACAAAUUGCUCAUCACAAACUACGAGAAACGAUGAUGAAGAUCAAUUGCUAUUAUUUUCAGAAGAUAUUUCAAAUGAACCCAUGGUGUUUUCUUCUACAUUAAAUGAACUUUCAUCAGAUGACGAACUUUUAUCAAAUUCAAUAUUGUGA
Molecule: messenger RNA, 436 nt
Organism: Rotaria sp. Silwood2
Lineage: Eukaryota; Metazoa; Rotifera; Eurotatoria; Philodinida; Philodinidae
Source: the annotation of a GenBank genome assembly